Molecule: messenger RNA, 2078 nt
Organism: Nilaparvata lugens (brown planthopper)
Lineage: Eukaryota; Metazoa; Arthropoda; Insecta; Hemiptera; Delphacidae
Product: retinoblastoma-binding protein 5 homolog
Exons: 10
Coding region: 646-1866 (406 amino acids)
Cellular component (GO): Set1C/COMPASS complex
Molecular function (GO): protein binding
Source: RefSeq, a predicted model, not a curated record
ACUAGGUACCAAUCCGGCCGGCAUAACAUUUUUUGUAUUAAUAUUUAUAUUUUCAUUUCAAGUUUGUUAAAUUAUCUUGUUUGAAUAUUUGCUGACGAAUUUUCAUUUUAUUUCACGAUUUAAUGUAAAGUUCUAACAAUAUUUAGUUGGAAGAUAUGAUUGAGUGACUAGUUUGCUAAAAUUAACCAAUAAGAAGAAAAUUAUAAAAUAUCAUAUUGGUGUGAAGAUUUUUUAAAAUUCCAAAAAAAAUCUAUUUCAAAAAGGAAUUUACCUCUCCAAUGGCCGGUUUCCACACCGACUGAUUUCUCUGACAACCAGAAUGUCCUCCGAUUGGUCAACAACUGAUUCAACCUCUAUUAUUCCACCAAUAGCUGAUUCUCAGCCAAUCGGAGUACAGUGUGGAUAUCAUGUCAGCGAUAAAUAGGUGAGUGUGAAAACUGUUAUUCUCUGAAUCAGCUGUCAAGCUGACUCUUGUCAAAAACUUUUAAGUGCAAUAAUAACUUCUCAGCUGACCCAAGAUUAUUUUUGCUUUCACUGUUUAUAAAAUAAUAGCAAUAACAUUACAAGCAAGAGAUAGGUUAAUAUUCUUGAAAAUUUACCUCUGUAGAUCUCUCCAGAGCACAUUUUAGCCCACAUUUUUGUGAAAUGAACCAUCAACUAAAGGAAUUCUCAGAACUGCUUCGCAGAGGAGUUCCUCAGGUAUGUGACUCUGAAAUGGAAUGCUACGGUUAUACAACUUGUUGCGCAUUCAACAGUUAUGGCACACUAUUUGCUGUUGGCUGUAGAAGUGGGAAUAUAUUAAUAUGGGAUUAUCUUACCAGGAGUCUGGCUAAGAUAAUUCGUGUGUCAUUAUCUGCUGUAAUAGCCUUGAGCUGGUCACAAAACGGAAAAUACUUGGUAUGUGCAUCAUCUUCAUGUAGCAUUUUUGUAUUUGACGUUCUCCAUGCUACUUGUGAGAAAACUUACUCACUGCCAUCUCUUCCAAUAAAGGUUCAAUUCCACCCAAAACUGGAUAAUGUAUUUCUGGCAUGUCCAGUGAGGCAUUCAGCAGUUGUGGUCGACUUGAAACGAGGAUCCAGGACUAUACCUAGCUUUGACGCCAAUGACAGAGUCAUCGGCUCUUUUGAUGCUGAUGGAAGUCAUUUGUAUAUCGGAAAGUCGACUGGGAAAUUAUAUGUUUAUUCUUAUGCCGAUUUUACUCUGAAAGCAUCUUUCAAAGUCACUCAACAGGCUCUGAAAAGUAUCAGUUUUUCAAAAUGUGGAAGGUAUUAUAUUGUGAAUUCAGCUGACAGAAUUCUAAGAGUCUAUAGCAGCGAAGAAGUUCUAAUAUGUGGUGUGAAUGGAGAACCAGAACCUUUGCAGAAAUUACAAGAUAACGUUUGUAGGGCUGGUUGGAUAGGAUGCUGUUUUUCAGGAGAUGGAAAAUUUAUUUGCGCUGGUGCUCUCAACAAAAACGAAUUGUUCAUUUGGAAAAGAGAAUUGGGCAACUUGGUCGAAGUGCUUCGAUGGAGGAAUGGUAGAGGAUUUCAAGAUAUUGAUUGGCAUCCAACAGAUCCGUCGAUAAUUUGUCUAUCAAUUAGCUCAGUAACGCUUUGGAAGCCGAUUCCAAGUGAUAACUGGCCAGCCUUCAUUCCAGGCUUUAAAGAGUUGGAUGACAAUAUAGUAGAUGACGAGCGAGACCUUGAUUUUUAUAUCAGCAAUGGAAACAGAAAAGUAGUCAAGCAGAACAAAGACGAUGAAGAUGAUGAACUCCUAGAGGUUGAUGUGGUGACUGUAAGCCCCAACCGGACAAAUUCUGAAUUGCAGAAAAAUGCGCUACUUUACCUCCCUGCCUUUCCAGAACCGGGCGAAAAUGAUCAAGACUAAACAACUCCUAAAAUGCUUGAAACAUAUCUCACCUAGUAUUAUUUUUAUUCUCAGUAACUGUACAGUGUUCAGUGUUGAACAUAAAUGAAUUAUUAUUCAUUCUUGUGUUAAACAAACAGAAGUUGAAAGUUGAAUUGGCAGUGGUAAAACCAGCCUAGAAUAAUUCUUAUAUUAAAUAAUUAUUACGUUGAUAUUAAAGUGAUUAAAAAGUA